Mauremys mutica (yellowpond turtle) is the source of this 1810-nucleotide messenger RNA. RefSeq names its product tetratricopeptide repeat domain 9B (gene TTC9B). The coding region runs from base 65 to 820 and encodes 251 amino acids. The record is from RefSeq and is a predicted model, not a curated record. The transcript has 3 exons. Gene Ontology annotation, molecular function: protein binding. Lineage: Eukaryota; Metazoa; Chordata; Testudines; Geoemydidae.
CCCCCCCCCCAAAAGGGACUCCUGGCUUUUUAACACGGAGCCAUCUCAGGUCAGUGCUGCUGUGAUGCGGCGGGAUAUUCCCACAAUGCACCGGGGGAAGCUUUCCCGGCGCUGCUGCUGCAGAGCCAGGCAGCGCGUCCUCCUCGCUGCUGCCCCACCCCCGCCCGAGUGGCGGCCGGCCAGGGCCCCCCAGCGCCCCCCUGGCUCGCUGCCCCUGAGCAGGGCCAUGGCGGAGCAGGAGCGGGGCCAGGGCUGCCCGGGGGCUGGCGGGGGGCACCAGGCCCGCGCCCAGGGGGGCGCCACCGAGAGCGAGAUCCAGAAGGCCGUGGAGUUCAAGGUGGACGGGAACCGCUGCUACAAGGAGAAGAAGUUCCGGGAGGCCAUCGGGAAAUACCACCGGGCCCUGCUGCAGCUCAAGGGGCUGCAGGGCCGGGCCGGGGCGGCCAGCCCGGAGCAGAGCCCGCUGGACCCGCCGCGCUGCCCACUCACCGAGGAGCAGCUGCGGCUGGUGGAGAGCACCGAGGUGGAGUGUUACGACAGCUUGACGGCCUGCCUGCUGCAGUCGGAGCUGGUGAAUUACGAGCGGGUGCGCGAAUACUGCCUGAAAGUGCUGGAGAAACAGCGCAGCAACUUCAAAGCCACGUACCGGGCGGGCAUCGCCUGCUACCACCUCGGGGACUACGCCCGCGCCCUCCUCUACCUGCAGGAGGCCAAGAGCCGGGAGCCCGCAGACACCAACGUGCUGCGCUACAUCCAGCUGACGGAGCUGAAGAUGCUGCGGGGGGCCCAGCGGGCCGGCUACCAGGAGCUGAUGGCGUAGGGCCCGGGCUCCCCCACACCGGGCCCCGCCCCCCCCCCCCCCCCGGGCAGACGCUCUGUCCCCUGCUCUCUCCUUUCAGCCUGUUUCCUUCCCCCUCCGCGGUGGCGGCUGGGGGGACCCUGGGGGGGUGAGUCCUCCAUGCCCCGGCCCCCACGGACCUGCCCAGUUCUAGCCCCCACAAUGGGGGGCAGGGGGGCUUCCUGACCCCGCUGCUGGAGUGACCCCCCCAGGCCCAUGGCAGCAGCCUGCGGGCUGCUCCAGCCAGCGGCGGGGGGGGGCAGGUUCUCUCACCCCCCCAAGUCUGGUGCAGGGAUAAAUUGACCCCAUAGCAUCAGGCAAACUGUCCCCCGGGGUGUGGGGGUGUCUGUGGGAUGGGGGGACACCCCCCAGAACACACAGGCAGCCUGCCUGGCCCCCAGCCCCACGGUGGAGUUCGGUGGGGUGGGACCCCCCUUCCCCCAGGGUUACCAUGGCAUCAGGAGGAGUGAGGGGAGGGGGGGCGUCUGCAGGUCCAGGGCCCCCACAGGGCCCAACUCCCCCUGCCCCGGUUAACCCCAAGGGGCCUGGGGCUCGGCAUCCCCCCCAGACCUCCGGGUACCCAUGGGGGUGGGGCUGGCACGGAGCCCCUCCUGUCACCCCCACAUGCCCCCCAAUGCAGGGGGCAGAACCCACAGAGCGGCUGUGUGCCCCCUGCCAGCUGCUGCCCCCCUCCAUGGGGCUGAGGGCACCCCCCAUUUCACAGCAUGUCGUGGGGGCCCUGGGCUCGCUGCCCUCCAUGCCAGGGCUGCAGCCUGCUCCCAACACGGGCUGCGGGGGAUCCCAGGGCCCAGCCCGAGGGGGGGGCUACACCCCCACCCCCAGCUGGGCCCUGCAGGGGGGAGGCACUGAGGUGGGGCCUGUGGCUGGGGGAGCCUGGGCUCUGGCACCAGGGAGGCUGCUCUGAUUUCUUGUGGACGGUUUCUUUACCUGUCCCCCAAGGUAGAUGCUAUA